GAGACCGACGACGAUGCCCCCGCCGAGCUCAUGGUCACGUCGCGCGCCCGCCGCCCCAACGCCGGCAACCGCAUGUCCACGCUGCUGGCCCAGUCGGUCGAGGACGAGGCGUGGGGAGACGCGUGGGACGAGGCCCCCGACGAAGAGGAGUUCCACGGCGACCAGCCCGACGACGACGACGACUACAACCUCGACUCGUCCUCGUCCGAAGACGAAGACCAGGCCGCCGACGACGACGACGAUGCCGGCGAGAGGGAGCUGCGCAGAGCCGAGCGCCACGACCGGAGCAAAAAGCGCAAGGCCGCCACGAAUCCCUUUGCGGCGAGAGCCGUCGCUGCGGCGCGCAAGAAAGUCAAGCUGCAUGUGCCCCGCACCCACUCUCCUACACAUGCUCCCCCGCGGCCCAAGAAGAAGUCAGAGCGCGCAUCAUGGCUGCCCACCGACGAGGACGGGCCCGUCCGUAUGUCCAACCGGAAGCAGACAAUUGCCAACAAGGACGCUACAAUGGCCAAGCUCAAGGAGAAGGACCGCCGGCGCGACGACACCCUGGCAAUGAUGAAGGCUGCAGAGGCCCGGAAACUAAAGUCCAAGGAGCAGCCCUUGACCCAGGCUGAACGGCUGGCCGAAGCCGCCCGCAACGAGCGCAUCAACAAGAAGACGCUGCACAGGUGGGAGGAGGCCGAGGAGGCACGCGCAGCCGAGAGGCAGGCCAAGAUAGACGCCCUGAAGAACCGCCAGAUUGACGGGCCCUUUUACCGCUACUACAGUGGCCCAGGCAUAUGGGUCGAUGACAAACUCAAGUAUACGGGCAAAGAUGCACCGACGCCCGAGCAGCUCGAGGAAAAACUCAACAGGGAUGCGGUCGACGCCGAUGCACCCACUGCUCAGCCAGAGUCAGAAGCAGAACACGCAAACUCCGCACCACCACCCGAAAGCCAUGUCGACGACAGUCAACCGGCCCCCGCCCCGCCCCCAAUGCGCGCCUCACACACACCUCCCAUACCCACGACCCUACAACCGCAAUCAGAUUCGGCACAUAUGCCGUGGACAGCAGCAGCAUCCCAAGGCGGAGAUGUAUUCAUGGGCUCGCACGGCAUGGCAAUGCCAAGCAGUGUCAUGUUUGCACCGCCAAGCCAAGAUUCCUUCCUCUUUGGCAUCGACCAAUAUGCCCAAGAGCAACGGUCCCAGUCGGUGUCUGGCGACCUCCCUCCAAACCCCUUCACACAGGCCUCUCCGUUUCAGCAGCAAUACGCAACCUCACCAUCCACAUUCUCACAAACAGCACACCCAUUGCUCAACGGCCCUUCCAUGCCACCAAGCAGUGAUAACCCUGCCAUUGGCCCCGAAGCCAUGCUUGCUCAACUCCAAAAACCAGCCGAGCCUCCUGCACCGCCGCGCCGCAAAAUCAUCCGCCGAGCCCUGCGGAACCUGCUUAUCCUCUCUAAUUUCCCCCAUCUUGAGGUGCCAGUACCAACAUCUUCUCGAGCCAGAACCAGUGCUUCGCUCCUCAAGGAAAAGGACAGGUCGGCACUGGUGCAGCUGUACACGGCACUCUUCAACUGGACGCCUGCAGAAGCCACCAGCUACAUUCAGCAGACGCUCAUUGCGCCUCCCAAGCCGCCCCGGAAGAAUGCUGCCCACAAGGCUGACGCCGAGGUGGUGCUCAAGCCAGGACAGAAGCUAUGCCCCAUUACCAAUACCAUUGCCCGGUACCGCGAUCCAGAGACGGGGAUUGCGUACCGCGAUGCGCGUGCGUUUGGCGUGCUCCGAGGCGUCGUGGGCGGCGGCUUCAUCUGGAGCGGCAAUCUGGGCUGCUAUGUGGGCGGGCGAGCCAAGCCGCUGGAAACCAUGGGCGGCAAAGGCUUCUUG
This is a messenger RNA of Exserohilum turcica Et28A, 1869 nucleotides long. RefSeq lists its product as uncharacterized. The record is from RefSeq and is a predicted model, not a curated record. The transcript has a single exon. Gene Ontology annotation, biological process: regulation of DNA-templated transcription; chromatin remodeling. The annotation marks the transcript as partial. Gene Ontology annotation, molecular function: ATP-dependent H2AZ histone chaperone activity. NCBI's taxonomy places the organism in Eukaryota, Fungi, Ascomycota, Dothideomycetes, Pleosporales, Pleosporaceae. Gene Ontology annotation, cellular component: nucleus.